AUGACCCCCGUGUGCAAGGAAUGGCCGGGGUUGCCAUCCACUGGUGGUGUGGGGAACAACGACAAACUCGAGGAGCAGCAGAAGGAGAUGAAGAAGUAUGACUCGAAGGAGGCGGAGGCAGCCAACCUGCAGAAUGAAAACAGAGAGCUCAAGAAGGACCUUAAGGAAAAGGAAAUCAAAUUAAUCCAGAACCAGGUGAAGCAAGUGAAAUUUGGGCAUCAGCGAAGGUGUGAGAGUGAGGCGGGGGAUCAUGAAGCCGAGAAGGAAGGCCUCAAAGAGCAAACUGCAGAUCUUCAGGAAUGCAAUGCAACUUUACAGUCUCGUCUGGAAGAAGAAGGGCGCAAGAAUCGAGCACUGACGAGGCAGAUCCGAGAGGAGAGCGAGCUCACACGAGCAGACGCAGAGCACAAUGAAAGAGUGAAAAGUCUCAAAAGAAGGGAAAAAAGGAAAGAGGAAGAGGCAGACGAAGAGAGAGGCGAGCUUGAAAGCGAGCUCAGGCGACGAGACAAGAGGAUCGAGGCCCUCAAGAGGCAGUUCAGAGAGCAAGAACGAAAAACAAAACUUCAAUCCUCAGCCUCAGACAGGAGGAGCAGGGCCUGGGGAGCAGCUGGCCGGGACGAGACUCCGCCAGCAGCUGCCACGGACGGGGCUAGGGGAGCGGCGGGCGGGAGAGACAAGCCUCGGCAGGCAGCUGGUAGCAGAGGCAAGGCUAGGAAAGCAACAGAAAGCGACGAGCCAGUGCAGGUCGCAGGCAGGAGGGAAGGGGCAGGGCGAAAGGCAGACAGGAGGACCAUGUUUAAAGGGGUAGCCAACAGGAACAAGUCGUCACAAGAAGUCGGCGACGAGUCAUCACAAGAAGACGACAGCGACGAGUCGUCACAAGAAGUCGGCGACGAGUCGUCACAAGAAGAGAGCAACGAGUCGUCACAAGAAGACGACAGCGACGAGUCGUCACAAGAAGACGACAGCGACGAGUCAGUGUGAUUUCAUUCAACUUUGAAAGAUCGUGUGUAAAAUAACGAAUAAAUAUGUAGAGUA
Penaeus monodon (black tiger shrimp) is the source of this 1038-nucleotide messenger RNA. Its product is annotated as cilia- and flagella-associated protein 251-like. Lineage: Eukaryota; Metazoa; Arthropoda; Malacostraca; Decapoda; Penaeidae. The coding region runs from base 1 to 984 and encodes 327 amino acids. The transcript is spliced from 6 exons. The record is from RefSeq and is a predicted model, not a curated record.